Messenger RNA from Dermacentor andersoni, 3113 nucleotides. RefSeq names its product complement C2-like. Gene Ontology annotation, biological process: proteolysis. The record is from RefSeq and is a predicted model, not a curated record. NCBI's taxonomy places the organism in Eukaryota, Metazoa, Arthropoda, Arachnida, Ixodida, Ixodidae. Gene Ontology annotation, molecular function: serine-type endopeptidase activity.
UCGCCCGGGCGCGUUCCUCUGCAGCUUUCAUUCUUCGAUGGAGGUUAAACUUUGCACGACCAUGUUAGGAGCCAGCAAAAUGUUGGUUAUGACGCUGCUCCUGCUCCCUACAACUUAUGCACUGCCCCCUUGCACCACUCCGCCCCCUGAGCUUCCGAAUGGCACAUUCGUGGAAAAUGAAGAGGAGCGUCUGGUCCUCUACAACUGCGACAACGAUUUCUGGCUUAGGGGACCCAGUAAUUUGACAUGCAUCACCUCUGCCGAUGGCGAUGAUACGUGGGUUCCCGAGCCUUGGCCAGAAUGCCUUCCGAAAGGAAAGUGCCCGGAGAUAAGCCUGGAACAUGGGGAUUACGACGGUGAAUGCUGCGUGCCAGGCAACAAUGUGUCUUUUUACUGUCUCGACGAGGAACGAUAUCGACUCUCAGGUGCUGACAGCGCCAUCUGCCAGCCAAACGGAAACUGGAGCUCACCAAUACCCACGUGCGAAGACACGUACUGCAAGGACCCUGGCGUGAGUCCAGUCGGUAACCGAGUUCUCUUCCUGGGCCCAGACGUGUACAACAAGGAAUGCUGUCCUCCUGAAACCUCUGCAGUUUUUACUUGUCCAGAGAACUACGAACUUGAGGGCGAAAUGGAGACUACCUGCACAAGCAAUGGAAAUUGGUCACAUCCAAGGCCCAAGUGCCGACCCGAAGGAGCCUGUGACGAUUUUGAUGUCAUCAACGGUAUAGUGCGCGGUAAGCGCUCUGGUGGCGAAUUCUACGUACCGGGUGACAGCGUCUUUGUAUCAUGCUAUCCUGGAUUCCGAGUGAACGGUACAGACCAGCUGUACUGUGAAGACGAUGGUUACUGGGACGAUGACGUGCCCGUCUGCGUUGAGUACAACUGCACAAGGUUUGAGCCCGGACCACACCUUGUAGUAGAUGAAUUCAAAUACACGAACAAUAAGUCUUUCCCUGAGGGAACUGCAAUCAACUUCCACUGCGAGCGAGGUUAUGUCCUUGAUGGCAUCUUCAGUACUGUGUGCAAAAAUGGCGGCUGGUUCGGACGGAUCCCCAAGUGCGAAGAGAUUCGGUGCGGCCCACUGCGUGGUCCGCAAUAUGGCUGGAUGGCGGGCAAUUAUUCGACUGCAGUGGGUGCGACGGUGUCUCUUGGCUGCUUCCAAGGGUAUAAACUGCUGGGUGCCGAUCAACGAACCUGCGGCCUUGACGGGCAGUGGGAUGGCGAGCCUGCUCGCUGUGUGCCAAACGCGAUGAUACAAGCUGCAGGCAGCAGGAUGUGCCUCGACCCUGGCACACCAGAUAAUGGCGUGAGGUUCGGUCUCAACACCUUCUCGGUCGGAAGCAGAAUCAGGUUUGCCUGCAACUCCAAUUAUCACAUGCGCGGAAACUACAUUCUCAGGUGCCUAGAAGGUGGAAAAUGGUCGAGUGCUCUUCCGGUAUGCAUUGGCAAGUUCUACUUUGACAAGACCCCGGAUGUGCGUGAUACAUUCACAGGAAAAACAAAUGAAAUCAGGGAAAGCUACAACGAGAGUGUUGCGGACCACCACGCUGCCGAGGGCCGGACACUUUAUCUGGACGCGCCGGGGGUUAAGAAAUAUUAUAUUUAUUUCCUCUUCGACGCUUCCAGCAGCAUCGGAGAGAAGAACUUUCGCACGGGAGUCAACCUUGCAAAGGCCAUUACACGAAAGGUGAACGUAACAAGAGAUGGCCAUCACGUAGGAGCCAUUGUCUUCACUAAAAGUGCCGACCUGAUUAUCGACCCUGUAGAAGUUCACGACCAGGAUACAGUGCUGAGAAGACUGGAUGGAAUAAAUUAUACAGCUGGCGGCACUUCAAUCAACGCUGCACUAGCGAAGAUGAAGACAAAUGUCGAUACAGUGCGGAGGCAGGGCAAAAACAUUGCCGCAUUUCUCAUCACUGAUGGAAAGGCGAACAUAGGUGGCAGCGCUUCUAAGGAAGCUGAUUUCUUGAAGAAGGCUUACAACGUUGAAAUAUAUUGCAUCGGAAUCACGGGAAGAUUGCAGAAAGAUGCAUUGGAGAAACUCGCCUCCGAUCCCAUCGACGAACACCUGUUUAUUCUGCGUGAUUUCGACGCACUCAAGUGGCUUGCCGAGAAGCUCACAAAUGGCACCGUUGACUAUGGCGAAUGCGGAAUCAGCUACAGCCAUAACGUCACAAGCGGCUUCUCUUAUGACGACUCAGCGCUUCAAGGACGAAUCUAUCAGGGGGAUAAAGUGGUGACAGCUUGGCCUUGGAUGGUCGAGAUGGCACUGAUAAGCGAUGCUGAAAAGGUUGCCUGUGGAGCAACCAUUAUAGCCAAGAAAUGGCUUCUGACAGCUGCCCACUGCCUGCACCAUAAAAACGAUCAGCAAAAGCUUUACCAGCCUACGGACUUGAGGCUACGUGCAGGACUCGUCAACAGAAAGAAUUCUUCGUUCGCAAAGGAGCUCGUGAUUGAGGCUAUUGUGCGCCACGAGGAUUAUAAUGGGUCAACGUUCCACAACGACAUUGCCCUCCUGCAGUUAAAAGAUGAGAUCAAAUUCGAACCCAAGAUACGGCCCAUUUGUCUACCACCUGGAAAAGAAAACAUCGACAGAUAUUCCGACUUCUACAAGCCUGGCAAAGUUGCUUUUGCCGUCGGCUGGGGAGUGCAAAAAUCCAAAGCGCAAGCGUCCGCAGAACACUUGAUGCAACUGAAAAUGACUAUUGGUAGUGAGGCAGAGUGCAGGAAGGCCAAGACUAAGUACUACCGCCCUGAUAUAAUGAUGUGCUCAAAAUCCAAUAUAGGUGACACCUGCAAUGGCGACAGCGGUGGACCCUUGAUGCAGGGAGUUCAGCUCGAAGAAAACAUAUGGACCCAGGUUGGUAUCGUAAGCCAUGGUAGACAAGAAUGUAAAGAAAACAGCUACUCCUUCUACACCGACGUUUCCUACUACGUGGAUUGGAUCGAUCGUCAGAUGAAGAGGCCACUUCCAGGUGCGGCUCAAGCAGUACUCAACGCCAGGGCUUCAGCAGCAGCGGAAGUUCGCCCAUAGAUGUUAUCGGUCUUUGUGAACUAAUAAAUGGAACAGCCUGACGCAGAAGGGCUGGAUCGAAGGUGUUUCCGUUUUA